AUGGGUCGAGUUUUCAAAAAGAAAGUAGGAGCUAAACGAGAAGCUGAGGAAGAGAAAAAAGAAGAGUUGGUGGUCAAAAAGAAAGCGAAGAAAGAGGAAGAACCCGAGCCGGAGCCUGAAUCAGAUCCGGAACAAGAGGAAGACGAGGAUGAAGAUCUGAGUGAUGAAGAAGCCGACGAUGUUGACGAUGAAGACGACGAGGAGGAAGAACACCAACUCAUGGAUUUUGAUUUUGAAGCUUACCCGCCUUCGGACGAUGAUAGGGAUGGUAUUGUCAACAUGCUCACUCAAACAUUCCUGAGGGCGGAUAUUGACUUGAAAUCAAUGGCCGAAGGAAUUAUCGCUAAAGCUCCACAUGGCAUUGUUCUUACGCAAGCCUAUGACAACGACGAAACGGAAGAGGACUUCAUGGCUUACGGGUUGUGUACGACGGUGGCUCUUAAUGAGAAUAAAGACAAUGUUCCGAAGUUCAUCAAGGAUAUUUUUGUGUAUCUUCUGAAUCGGGCGAAAAAAGGAGCUCCAACUGAGAUUUACAAGAAAAUCGAAGAGAUUCAGGAAGCUGGAAAUGGUCAAGCUGCUCUUUUUGUCAAUGAGAGACUUCUCAAUUUUCCAACUCUUGUUGUUCCUCAAAUUUUCGAUAGCAUCCGAACUGAUUUGACCGGCUUCGACACGAAGUAUAAAACCAUUAUUUAUAUUCAAAAGUUGCGAAUCGCAGAAGGCGAUGGAAGUUCAGGAGCCAACGAUAAAGCAGGAAACAGCUCGAGUGGUGCACCACCAAAGAAGAAGGGAAAGAUGGGAAAGGCGGAAAAGAAGCGUGCAGCUGCAGCAGCUCUUGCUAAUUCUGAAAUCGAGUUCGAUAAUCCGGAAGAUCGAGUUCUUUUCGAGCUAAAAGAAGGAAAAGAAGUUCACUUCGAUUAUCCAGUCCAUAUGGAUGUGGAACCAGGAAGCAAGUUUCAUACUGUCGAGAAAGACGGAAAGAAAUACAAUCCGUUCCGUCGACUAAUGAGAGUAAUAAAAACUUGCACCCAGGACGAUUUAAUGGCCGAACUUUUCGGUCCAAUCCAAGAAGCUUCUCGGAAGCAUUAUGUCCUUGACCUCGAUCCUCGAACUAGAUGGUGUGAACUCUCAGAACUUCGUCUCACUUCUCUUCUCAUUGAUUACAAACCAGUCGGAAUUAAUCGUGAAUUUAAUAUGAUUGCAAUUGUCGAUCGCAUGAACAGAAUAUAUGACGAUGAGCCACGUCAAUCUGAAGUAUUUCUUGAUGACAACCUGAAGGGUCAGUUCAACAAUCAAUUGACUAAUCUGGCUACAGGGCAAGAUGUGACUCGUGUCACUUUCCCACCGAAAUACACUGUUCGGCCAUCCAUGGAUAUGACUAGAGCCAAGCUCGACACGUGGUACGGAAUGGCUUGCUGUGAAGAGAACGAGUCCGUUCCAGUAGAGUUCCAUGAUCUUGCUGAUUUCGAACUGCCGGAAGAAUUGAGGAUGGCCGUUAGAGAAAGAGAAGAGCAAGAGAAGAAAGAGCGCCAGAACAGCGAGCAGCCAGUGAAGAACGGAAGAGAGAAGAGACAGAAGAAGGAGAAGGAUCCGAUAUCGAAUACUCCUUCGAGCGUCAGGAAGAGGAAAGUGACGACGACACCAGAUGAAUGA
Caenorhabditis remanei is the source of this 1650-nucleotide messenger RNA. RefSeq lists its product as uncharacterized. NCBI's taxonomy places the organism in Eukaryota, Metazoa, Nematoda, Chromadorea, Rhabditida, Rhabditidae. The transcript is spliced from 7 exons. The record is from RefSeq and is a predicted model, not a curated record. The coding region runs from base 1 to 1650 and encodes 549 amino acids. Gene Ontology annotation, biological process: regulation of DNA-templated transcription. Gene Ontology annotation, cellular component: nucleus; H4/H2A histone acetyltransferase complex.